This is a messenger RNA of Oryza brachyantha (malo sina), 2215 nucleotides long. RefSeq names its product protein MAIN-LIKE 1-like. The record is from RefSeq and is a predicted model, not a curated record. Gene Ontology annotation, biological process: meristem development; meristem maintenance. The coding region runs from base 89 to 1948 and encodes 619 amino acids. NCBI's taxonomy places the organism in Eukaryota, Viridiplantae, Streptophyta, Magnoliopsida, Poales, Poaceae. The transcript has 6 exons.
CUCUCCUGUGCGGACCAGCCCCCGCAGCCAUCCUCCCGUGCGCCAGCCAGCGGGGCGGCGUGGCCGUGCGUCUAACCCCCGCGGAGAAAUGGACCUUGCAUCACAAAGUGUGGUAGCACAACAACAAAAACCAACUGGACGAAGACCAGUUGGGAGCUCACAAAUCUGGACGCGGUAUGGUGUUCUGCUUCCCAGCCAGCAGACACGGAAGCUAAAAGAAUGGGUUCUAACUGACGAACAGCAACAACUAGUUAAUGCUAGUGGUCUUGGACAUCUUGCUCUCACCACAGGAUUUACUAUUGAUCGUUCUUUGCUUACAGCCUUUUGUGAGAGAUGGAACAAUGAGACAAAUACUGCACAUUUCAUGGGAUUUGAAAUGGCCCCAUCACUCCGUGAUGUUUCAUAUAUUCUUGGAAUUCCAGUGACUGGUCAUGUGGUGACCGCUGAGCCAAUUGGUGAUGAAGCUGUGAGGCGGAUGUGUUUGCAUUACUUAGGAGAGAGCCCUGGAAAUGGAGAGCAACUAUGUGGCUUAAUCAGAUUGACAUGGUUGUACAGGAAGUUUCAUCAAUUGCCAGAAAAUCCAACCAUCAAUGAGAUUGCAUAUAGCACCCGAGCAUACCUUCUUUACCUUGUUGGCUCCACCUUAUUUCCUGACACAAUGAGGGGAUUUGUAUCACCAAGAUAUUUACCUCUUCUGGCAGAUUUUAGGAAGAUACGGGAAUAUGCCUGGGGGUCUGCGGCCCUUGCUCAUUUGUACAGAGGACUAUCUGUUGCUGUAACGCCGAAUGCUACUACUCAGUUUCUUGGCAGUGCAACUUUGCUCAUGGCUUGGAUUUAUGAAUAUCUUCCAUUAACUCAACCCCAACAAAAGAAUCAGAACACCCUGCUGCCCCGGGCCUGUCGAUGGAAUUUUGGAGGAGCAACACGUGGACAGAGAAAGAAAGUUAUGGAAUGGAGAAAAGUUUUCGAGCAGCUUCAAUUUUCUGAUGUCAACUGGAAUCCUUACAAGGACAUGAAUCCAGCAAUUAUUCCAGAAUAUUGCAUCGCAGCAGAUAACAUCUGCUAUUCUCGGACAUGGCUAAUCAGCUUUAACAUAAAAGAGGUGUAUGUACCUGACCGGUUUGCUAGGCAGUUUGGCAGGGAACAAGGUCGCCUCCAUGGGGUGCCCAUGUGGGCAAGAAGAACUUGGAGCAAGUGGAAGGAUUGGAGGGUUGAGUAUGCUCGUGAAAUCGAGGAGUUUCAUCAAUUGGUUGGCUGUCGUUUCACUCCUGCAGAAACCAAUAUCAACUCCCUUCCAAAUGAGUCUAUAACUGGACAAGAUGCUACAGAAUACAGUCGGAGUACCUCUCAAAACUUCUCUUCAAUGGUUGAAGAUCUGAAGAAUGAUCUUCCCGUGAUCGAUCGUUACCUGGAGGGACAGUUACUCCCUGUGGAAGUCGCAAGCUUUCUAGAAAGGGUGGGUAUGAUGAUCAAGAGUUACUCCCCAUCACAGAGUAGUCGAAGGAAAGAUCAAGCAGCCCAGGGCCAGAAUGGCAAUGUCAGGUCGAAGAACCCAAGAAAGCGGGGGAGACCAUCAUUCUUUCAAGAUCCUUCAAGCUCUCCAAGUUCAAGGACGGACCGAUUUCCGGGCAUCCUGAUACCUUAUCAAGAUAGCAAGUGCGACAUGGUGCUGGAUGGCACCGUCCCUCCGUUAAGCGGAGCGGAGGAGUUCAAGGAACAAGGUGUCAUGAAUCUCUGGCAAAACUCCCACCUGACAACGCCAUCCUGUUCCUCUCUGGACUCAAGCUCACCAGAAUCAAGGAAGCGGAGGCAACAAGACCGCGACGAAAUCCGGCUUCCCAGGGACGCGGAGAACCUCCGAAGGAGUGGACGGCUCUGUGUGCAGCUGAAAAUGUUCAAGCAUAGGGACGGAGUGGGAGCCGAGGCAACCAACCCGAUCUUCCUCUGAUCUGCCCCCCCUACUCUGAUUUGUACAAAGUAGCAGAAAACCUGAGCUGCUGACAGUUAGCUUGCUUAUGUAGCGUCGUAGACUUUUGCUGGUAGCUCCUUGCCACUCGCUGGCCAGAGCUUGCAAAGCUUAUUAAUCUCCCUGUUUAUAUAUCUCCACUUCUCCAGCCUGUAAUGCAAAUGUAGAUGCCCCAAGACCCCAGCUGUGUUGCUGGGUGAUGCCCGUUAGUCUGCAGCUUUUGCAACAUGGUGAUUGAUGUAUGAUGCU